AUGGCUCCCCCCGCGGGCACCUCCCUCCUCGCGCGUGCGCGCCAGGCGCUCGCCAAGUACGUGCGCCCGCCGUGGAACUACACGGGGCCUACCGCGUCCGCGGAGUUCCGCGAGUCCGUCCCCGUGCUGGGGGAGUACCGCCCCUUUGCGCCGACCAACCCGCCCGCCAAGGCGUCGAUUCCGCAGAGCGAUCUCGACCGCGUCUUUAACAUUAAGUACCACGACCGCGAGCGGCGCCGCGCGGUGUUCGAGACUAAGAAGGAAGAGCUGACCGUUGCGCAAAUCAUGGAGGGGAUCCGCGGAGGCGGAGCGAGCGCGGAGGCUUCGGGGGAGGCUGCAGGGGCGGGAGGGAGCUCAGGGGGGGGUUCCGCGGAGUACGCUCCGCCGACCCCCGGGAAGUGGGAAACCCUCUUCCUCUCUCCAUCCAUCUCCCUCUCUCCAGCCCCUCCCCCCCCCCUCCCCCCCCCCUUCCCCCCCUCUUCUCUCUCCACCACCAUCUAUUUUGAACCAUCCCCCCAUCCUUCGCCCCCACCCCUCAUUUAUUUGCCCCUUCUCUAUCGUGUUGUUCCCUUCUUGCCUGCUGCUCAUUUCCUAUUUUUCUGUAUCUGUCCGUAUCACUGUCCCACUCCCUCUCCUUGCUCCCUUCCCUCAUCUUGCUCCUCGCGCUCCUCGCCCCCAUCUCCCUCAUCUCUCUCACUCCCUGUUUUCCCUCCUGCCGUCGUGUGA
Messenger RNA from Closterium sp. NIES-65, 726 nucleotides. NCBI's taxonomy places the organism in Eukaryota, Viridiplantae, Streptophyta, Zygnematophyceae, Desmidiales, Closteriaceae. The record is from the annotation of a GenBank genome assembly.